Molecule: messenger RNA, 3651 nt
Organism: Aspergillus brunneoviolaceus CBS 621.78
Lineage: Eukaryota; Fungi; Ascomycota; Eurotiomycetes; Eurotiales; Aspergillaceae
Product: Na+/H+ antiporter Nha1
Exons: 4
Coding region: 1-3651 (1216 amino acids)
Biological process (GO): intracellular potassium ion homeostasis; sodium ion export across plasma membrane; proton export across plasma membrane
Cellular component (GO): plasma membrane
Molecular function (GO): sodium:proton antiporter activity
Source: RefSeq, a predicted model, not a curated record
AUGGCGUGGGAUCAUUUAGAUAUCGAUAAGCCCCAUCUGGCGUACAUGAUCCUGGGUGGGUUUACCAGUCUGUUCAUGUUAUGUUCGCUCUUCGUCAAGGAGAAGCUGUACAUCGGUGAAGCCACCGUUGCCACUCUAUGUGGUAUCAUCUUCGGGCCUCAUGCGGCCAACCUCUUCAACCCCAUGUCCUGGGGCAAUGUCGACAAGAUCACGCUGGAAUGCUCGCGCAUCGUCCUGGUUGUCCAGUGCUUUGCCGUCGGAGUCGAAUUGCCCAAGGCCUACAUGGAACGCCACUGGAAGUCGGUGUUUUUGCUGCUGGUGCCCGUCAUGACCUGGGGCUGGCUAAUCACGAGCCUGUUCAUCUGGUGGAUGGUGCCGCCUCUCUCGUGGCUCGAGAGUCUGAUCUGCGCCUCCUGUGUCACCGCCACCGACCCCGUUCUCGCCUCUUCGGUCGUCGGUAAAGGUAAAUUCGCUCGCCGAGUGCCCAAGCACUUGCGAGACCUCUUGUCCGCCGAGUCCGGCUGCAACGACGGCAUGGCCUUCCCGUUCAUUUAUCUGGGGUACUACAUCUGGCGCUACCGCCCCCAUGCGGGCGAGGUGUCGCUGCAUUGGUUCUGUGUAACCAUCCUGUACGAGUGUAUUUUUGGUGCGGUCUACGGGUUUAUCAUUGGGUAUCUGGCCCGGCACGCGAUCAAGCUCGCCGAAAGGAAGGGGCUUAUCGAUCGUGAAAGUUUCCUGGUCUUCUACUUUGUGCUCGCCGUCUUCUGCGCCGGCUCGGGCAGUCUACUGGGCAUGGACGACCUCCUGAUCGGCUUUGCCGCCGGUGUGGGCUUCAGUAAUGACGGAUGGUUUACGGAGAAGACAGAGGAGUCCCACGUGUCCAACGUCAUCGAUUUGCUACUCAACUUGGCUUACUUUGUGUAUUUUGGAUCGAUCAUUCCCUGGGAGGACUACAACAACCCAUCGAUUGGUCUGCAGCCCUGGCGACUGGUUGUGAUAGCGAUCUUGGUCAUCUUCUUCCGUCGCAUUCCGAUCAUGCUGAUAUUGAAACCGAUUAUACCGGAUGUGAAAACAUGGCGCGAGGCAUUGUUCGCUGGCCAUUUCGGGCCGAUUGGCGUCGGCGCGAUCUUUGCGUCGAUCUUAGCACGGGCCGAACUGGAGGGACAUGGCACCAGUCCAUUAGGGGAGUCAGAGCUCCCGGCGGCUGGUUCUUCGAAUUACUAUAUCGUUCAGCUCAUUUGGCCAAUCACGACCUUCAUGGUCAUUUCCUCAAUUUUGGUUCACGGCUCCUCUAUCGCCGUCUUUACGCUCGGCAAGCGGAUCAACACCCUUACCAUCACGUUGUCCUACACCACCGCCAACGAAGAGGGUCCCUCCUGGAUGAAUCGUCUGCCGCGGGUGCAAUCCCUCGCCAAGGGUUCUAUGUCCUUCCGCAAACCGGAUGAGGAUGAAUCCUCCAACGAACCCGAUUAUCCUCCGGGUACACUGCCUCCGAUUGGAGUUCCGGGUAACUUCUUGCGUCGUCAGAAGGAAGACGAAACGGACCCGGCACGUGCCCGAUCGACGAGUAGGACCCGUAGAAGACGCCGCAGACGCAACGAUGGAGCGGGUGGUCCCAUCAGCCAGUCGGCCAUCGCGCCUCAGCGAACCGCAGAUAAUGAGAAAUCCGAGAAGCAGGAAGAAGAACGCGAAGAGGAGGAAGAACGCGAUAGGAUCGAACGGGAAUCCUCUCCUCCUAACCGGGAGCGCGAUCGCUUCGGCCAAGAGCCCGUCAUGGAAGUAUACCUGGAGGGUCAUAACAUGAUCAUGGAGGAUGAAGAGGGUAACGUUCUGAAGGUCCAAGACGUCAGUCACAUGUCCGCAGAAGAGCAGAAACAACACAUCGAGGAACAGCGGCAGAAGUUACAACAGAAUUCGGCCGAGUUUGCUCCCUCUCGCUCACAUCCCCACGAGAAGGACGAAGGCGAGGAAAUCGAGAAGACCCUGGAAGAAAAGGCCGAACGUUCUGUCGAAAAGACUCGGAAGAUGAUUGGUAACUGGAUGAAAUUCGGCAAGGGCGGCGAUCGUGUCCAGGUGCCCGUUCACACCGAGGAGGAGAAGGCUGCAGCCAAGCGCAAGGCCGAGAAAGAAGUUCACAAGCGCAAGGGCAAGGGCCGCUCCGCUCAUGCGUACCAGUUUGGCAACACGAUUAUCGUCGAGGACGAAGAUGGUGAGGUCAUCAAGAAGUACUCGAUCCCCGCGAAAGAAAAGCCCAAGCCUGAGGGUAACGCUCCGGUUCGACGAGGACUGACCCGGAUGGGUACCUGGUUCGGCAUGGAGGAAGAGGGUGAAAGCUCGCAAGCGGCCCGCAAGGCGGCGCAGGACGAAUGGCUGGCAGAUGACGGUCUGCGUUUCACCCUGGCUGACGAUGGCGACGUCGGAAAGCGCGGCAUCGAACACAAGGGUCGUCGCAUGACCAAGCAUGAAUUCGCUCAACAGAUCCGCAACCUGGGCCCCAAGGCUCGUCGCGAUGUGGUGGAGGAAACCGAUGCCCCGGAGCGGGUGAAGGACGUUGCGCGCCAGGAAGCCGAGAAGGCGGAGGAGCAAGAGCAAGAGCGCCGCAAGUCGGAUCCCGGUGUUGCACCCUCAAUCCCCGUUUUCGACGAUGAUUCCGAAUCCGAGACUGACCUCAGCGACGAUGAAUCGGGCCAUGGGGUUCCCGGCGACAACGUCGCCGCCUCUCUGGCCCGGUUCAGUCGUGGUACCGCCGCCGAUGAGCGGCGCUCCCGCCACCUGAGUCCGAAAUCAUCGUCUCCGAAGACGCAAGCUCGAUCGCGCAGAGAUUCCGAGGAUGACGGCACCGAGCGUGUGCCGCCCGCUCAAUUGCGCGAAGCGGCUGGCCUCGCCCGUCCGCCUCAGCAGGCCGAUGACGAUACGGGCGAAACGCCCGCCGAGCGACGGCGUCGUUUGGCUGCACUGGGUGAAAUCAACAACUCGGACGAUUCAGAUGACUCCGAUACUCCGGUGGAUGAUGUGGAUGAAUCCGACAGCGAGAACAACGGCCCAAACCAUAGCAGGGUGCAGUUCGCCGAUGGCACCAAGGACAGUCGCCAGCAGUCAUUCAACGGUGGUAGCUCGGGUGAAGCCCAGGAUACGGGGUCGACCUACUCGCGCCACAGCCGCAGUGCCAGCCGUCGCAGCAUUUCCUGGGGAGAGAGGGUUGUCGGCUGCUCGCUGGGAGGUAGAGCUCCGCGUGGUAACCAUUCUGUUGCAAGGGAUCGCAAGUCCCUGGGAAGGUUGAUGGAUGUACCACAAGUAUGGCGCUUGAUCAAGGCGCGGGAGGAUCGUCCCCGCAUGAGCGUGUGGUCGUUCAACGCGUUCGACCUCCAUCAUCUGUCUCAUGAAGUUCUCAACGAGGCUUCUUCCAUACUGUAUAAGGGGUUCAAACUAGACAUGAGCACCAACCAGCAGACUUUGUUUCCGUUCUUCACCAUUCCACAAGGGCAUGGGAUAUCCCUUAGAGCAGGAAUACUUGCUAAAGUUCGUGGACGCAGGAUCAUUGAUCUUCAAGUUUGGGGCAGCCUGCUGUGGUGGGAGUUGGCUGUGUCCUUUUCUGAGGGAGAAGUCUUCGUCUUUGAAGCCUGCGAUAUUGUCGUUCUUGUACCGCGUUAA